Molecule: messenger RNA, 2751 nt
Organism: Peromyscus leucopus (white-footed mouse)
Lineage: Eukaryota; Metazoa; Chordata; Mammalia; Rodentia; Cricetidae
Gene: Snx20
Product: sorting nexin 20
Exons: 5
Coding region: 322-1272 (316 amino acids)
Biological process (GO): protein transport
Cellular component (GO): early endosome membrane
Molecular function (GO): phosphatidylinositol phosphate binding
Source: RefSeq, a predicted model, not a curated record
GCAGCCAAUAAACUGAGGCCUCUGAAGCAGAUCACUCAGCCUAUUUCCUGUUUUCAAACAGAGAACUCAGCAGAGCAGCCGACGGCGCUCACCCGUCUUGUUGGACCUUACAACAGAGAUCGGAGCGGGACAUGUGACUCUCCUGGACCCCUGGACCCACAAAGCCUGAAGAUCCCAGCUAUCUGUAAAAGCGUACACUGGAGCUGUUUCCUUAUUGUUUCUCAAACGCCUAAUGCACGUCAGAUCCUAGGAGCAGAAAGGACUCUGCAGCCCCUGGUGUGUGAAGGGCCCUGAAUCCAAGCUUGAGGGCAUCCUUGGAGCAUGGCAAGUUCGGAGCAUCCUGGGAGCCCUGGCUGGACAGGACUCAUACACCAACGCACACCAAGGACCAGGCAAGAAAUAUUGCCCUCCAGACCAGACCUCCCAUGUCCCGGACCAGAAGAACACUUAGAAACCCAAGACAGCCCCGCCUCCAACUCCAGCAUGACCACGAAGGAGCUACAGGAACACUGGCAGAAGGAGAAGAGCCGCUGGCGUCAUGUCAAGCUGCUCUUUGAGAUCGCCUCAGCCCGAAUUGAGGAGAGGAGAGUCUCCAAGUUUGUGAUGUAUCAGGUCGUGAUCGUCCAGACCGGGAGCUUCGACAGCGACAAGGCGGUGGUGGAACGACGCUACUCGGACUUCGAGAGGCUGCAGAAGGCCCUCCUGAAGCGCUUCGGGCCGGAGCUGGAGGACGUGGCCUUCCCGCGCAAGCGCCUGACCGGGAACCUGUCUGCCGAGACCAUCUGCGAGCGCCGCCUGGAGCUCCGCGACUACCUGCGCCUGCUCUACGCCGUGCGAGCCGUGCGCCGCUCCCGCGAGUUCGCCGACUUCCUCACCCGGCCCGAGCUGCGCGAGGCCUUCGGCUGCCUGCGCGCCGGCCAGUACGCGCGCGCGCUCGACCUGCUGGGCCGCGUGGUGCCGCUGCAGGAGAAGCUGACGGCGCACUGCCCGACCGCCGCCGUGCCCGCGCUCUGCGCCACGCUCGUGUGCCUGCGCGACCUGGAGCGGCCGGCCGAGGCCUUCGCGGUGGGCGAGCGCGCGCUGCAACGCCUGUGGGCCCGCGAGAGCCACCGCUACUACGCGCCGCUGCUGGACGCCAUGGUGCGCCUGGCCUACGCGCUGGGCAAGGACUUCGCGUCGCUGCAGGGCAGGCUGGAUGACAGCCAGCUCCGGAGGCCCACGCACAGGGGCUUCACCCUGAAGGAGCUCACGGUGCGCGAGUAUCUGUCCUGAGCCGGCCUGGCAGGUGCCCUGGCAUCCAGGCUGCGGACGGAGACCUGGAUCACCAUCGCUGGCAGGCUGCUUGGUGCCAUCGCGAGUGGGUGUUGCUGGGCAGCUUUGAACAAGCCCCUCUUUGCUGUGUCUGCUAAGCUGAGGGACUCCUGCGACCCCUGGAAGAGCCGUCUUGUGCCCCUUGGGUACAAGCUUAGCUUCAAACCUUUGCAAGUACUAUGGACCUUGCCAUCUGGGAAUGGGAAGGACUUGCCUACCACACAGAAUGAGUUCAAGGCCAGCCUAGGCAAUUUGGUGAGACUGUCUCGAAAUAAAGAGGUCUGAGGAUGUAGUUCAAUGGAAGAAUGCUUGGCGAGCAUGUGAGACGCCUUUGGUUCGAUCCCUAAUACUACAAUAAAAGAAAAAGAAGCGCCCGUUUUUGUAAGCAGCCAGGGGAGAAAUUUGCAGCCUCAUCAUGCACAACCGUGCAAUGCACUUCCUCAAAGCUGCUUCCUCCUGCUGCCCAGAUCUUCCCUUUCUCCCAUCACCCCAGCAUCAGUUGCAAGAGUUUCCUCCCUAAUUAGUCCAGAGUCCUAGCUCCUCCCAUUAGUAUCACCCGCUCAGUGAAACCAGAAGCCUGAUGAUUCUUUGAAGGACAAAAGGAUGUUAGGGAGUCAGAUGUGGUAGUUCAAGUAGGGAGUCUGAGGCAGGAGAAUCACAAGUUUAAGACCAGCCUAGGCGGGAGUGGGGGCGGGGGGAGUCUUAAAAAGCAAAAGAAAGAGAAAGAAGAAGGAAGGAAGAGAGAGAAAAAAUCAUCCCAGAAAGCCGCAUUAGCCCAAGGCACUUUGGCACUGGUGGAAUUUGUAAAUGAAGUUGCCAGUAGGGAUGUCCAGCCACAUUGCCCAGGGGUGGAUUUUCUCCCAUAAGGCAGCUGUACCUUCAACAGCUUCCCUGGGGCUUAUACAUAGAGAGAAGGAAGUGGCAUGAGAUAAGGGGUGGGCUUUGGGGAAGUAGAGGAAUCCUUAACAGCUCCCCUUUGGAGAGUCAGUGCCCACAGAACCUCUCUGAUAGACUGGGGUGCACCUGAUGAAAACUACUGUCAGGAGAAGACAGCCUUGGACCUCAUGGUGAAUGGGGGAUCUGGACUAAUGAUCUGAGCUGAUGGUACAGUCUGGCUUGGAGAUUUAACUACCUGCUGAAUUUGGAGUGAGUGAACCAGGAGACCAAGACACCACUUGGGCCUGUGCUGUUAUCAGGUGUAGGAAGAGUUAAGUCUUCCAAGGUAGGGAGUCACAAAACUGCACCAAACCUUGUUCAACAGCGACCUCUAGUGGCAACUACCAUAAUGGUCCCAUGAAGGUCUUUAGAGGCAAGAAGGAAGCCGACAGGAAGCCUUCCCUCAAGCAGUUUUUCCACGAAGACACUGCAUGUGGGAAAUAGUGGACUUUUCUUGAAAAGCUGGUCUUAAGGGAAAUUAAAGAAUUCAUUGGCAAAAUAAAA